CAAUUUUUAAGUAGACAAAAAAAAAAUACACACACUCUCUUUCUCUUUCUUUUCUAAUUUAUAAAUAUUAACCAUGUUAAAUGACAAGAAACAACUUAUUGGACCUGCAGAAGAAGAAAUCAGAACUUUAUUAUCACAAUCUGGAGAUCCUUUAGAAGCUAUUAAAGCCAUACAAAAAGAUUAUGGACUUGAUCUACCUGACAUUGAAAACAUUUAUCCUUUAUUAGAAUUAUGCGGAUACAGUCGAUUAGAAAUUCAUAAAGCAUGUUUGGAUGCAUUAAAUAAAGCGGUUGUUGAACAGAUUGAAAAACCUACAUUUCAACUUGAAAAUUUUUAUGAUUUAUUUAAAAGAACUGUUCCAUAUAUUCAUGCACCACUUAUGCAGCCUAUUCCCAUGGCAUUAUUAAAGAAAUUUGAACGCCACAUUGAAGAUGACGUGAUUGAACAAUUAAAAAAUAAUAUGGCAGUAUUUGAAAAUUGUCCAAUGAAUAUUAAACAACGCGUUUGGAAACAAGAUGAAUCAUAUUUUCAACAGACCAUGAUUUCAUUGGUUAAUAGUUAUCACCAUGAUGAAGGUUUGCAAAGUUUAGCUUUAAAUAUUAAGCCUGAUAAUUAUCAAGAAAUAAUUGAACAAAGACGUCAACAUCCAAUUAUAGAGAAAGUGAUGGCCAUCAUCAAUCAAGAUCCACAAAUUUAUGAAAUGUUUAUAAAAAUGAUUCGUAUUGUGUUUGAAGCAACUCCUCAUCCUAGCUUAUGUUCUUUGCGUGUAGAUAUAUUAAUGAAUUUUCAUGAGAACAAUUGUCAUCAGAUUACUGAUUUAGAUCCUUGUCAUCAACUGAUUUUUAUUUUGGAUACUUGUGUACGUAAUCAAAACAUGGAUGAAACAAUUACAGAGAGAAUUAAAGAAUGUUUUGAUGAUGUUGAGAAUGGAUCUACUCUUUAUGCUGAUUUUGCCAUGAUUUUGAUGGAGCCUAUGAUUUCAAACUUUUUAGCUUCCAUGAUUGUCAAAUUAUUGAAAAGUACUUUAUUAGAAAAGAUCCCACAAUCACAGAGCCCCACAAGGAAGCUGGUGAGUUAUAUCAGUAAAUUGCUUAAUCUUGCUCAACAUGCUCCUGUAGCUAUUCCAAACCACACAAAGAUUCCAAAAUUAGAAAAAGAGUUGAAGGAAAACUUUUGGGAUACAAUGUGUGCCAUGAUGUUAGAAAAAGGACCUGAUACACUCUAUUCUAACGGAGAAAAGAUACAAAAUACUAUGAUUUACCUAUUACAAAAAAGCGAUAUUGCAAGAAAAGUAUUUACAAGCUAUCUUAUCGAUUGUAUACGAGAAGGCAAUAUUUAUAGUUUGAGUCGAUACCUACCUUUUAUAUUAGAAACAUGGCCAGCCCCCGACUUUGAAGAAGAAGGAGUCAUCUAUCGACAAACUUAUUUAGGCUUUGUGAAGACAAUGAUUGAUGUACUAUCUAAAAGUCAUGCAGUAGAAUGUAUCACGGAUGAGAGAUGGAAACAAGGCGUCAUUAUUCAUUUCUUAUUUAAAGUGGUUAGUUGGGAUUGGAUGAUUCAUGAACAAAUGGUUCGUUUCCUGGCAGAAUAUUAUAUCGAUUCAAAGUCAUUGAAUAGAAUUGGUAAUCAAGUGACAAUCAUCACUGAAUGGGCAGAAUACAUGAUUAUUAAUGGUUUUAAAGAUGAAAAGCACUUACAAAAGUUGAAGGAUGUAUAUGGUUAUUUAAUAACAAGAUCUAAUAGCAUAUUGAAUGGCGAUUACCGAAUUAAUUCUCCUAUACUUAUUCGUUUCCUUUCUUCAUAAUAAAGUUAGUAAUAAUGGCUAAUGAAUAAUUUUUUAUGGGGAUGAGAAGUAAAUAAAGAACUUAAAGGGCAGUUUUAUAACAUGUAUAUUAAUUCUCAAAGAACAGCGAAAGUAAUAAUCAUUUUGCAUGCUUCAAGUGGCACCCUACUUGGAGGCAGUAACUCGAAAAAAAAAAAGCUAUGUCAUCUAGCGAAAGAACACACUAAAGUUUAUUAAAGAAAAGCAGUAGCCGAGAGUAACAUUUUAGGCAACAGAUUUUGGGUAGAGGGGGAGGGGAUGGUUAAACUUCAAUAACCGUUUAAAGAUCUUUAUAUACUUGAUCGACAUUCUUUCUUUUUUUUUUUUUUUUUUUU
Cokeromyces recurvatus is the source of this 2157-nucleotide messenger RNA. RefSeq names its product cofactor of BRCA1-domain-containing protein. Gene Ontology annotation, cellular component: nucleus; NELF complex. Gene Ontology annotation, biological process: negative regulation of transcription elongation by RNA polymerase II. NCBI's taxonomy places the organism in Eukaryota, Fungi, Mucoromycota, Mucoromycetes, Mucorales, Mucoraceae. The record is from RefSeq and is a predicted model, not a curated record. Bases 74 to 1804 code for a protein of 576 amino acids. The transcript has 6 exons.